This is a messenger RNA of Colletotrichum truncatum, 3099 nucleotides long. RefSeq names its product minichromosome maintenance protein 4 (cell division control protein 54). The record is from RefSeq and is a predicted model, not a curated record. Gene Ontology annotation, molecular function: single-stranded DNA binding; ATP binding; single-stranded DNA helicase activity. Gene Ontology annotation, biological process: DNA strand elongation involved in DNA replication; double-strand break repair via break-induced replication; DNA replication. NCBI's taxonomy places the organism in Eukaryota, Fungi, Ascomycota, Sordariomycetes, Glomerellales, Glomerellaceae. Gene Ontology annotation, cellular component: nucleus; MCM complex.
AUGUCUUCACCCACAAAAAGGUCGACAAGAAGCUCAACGGCUGGCAGCACUCCCCGCCGGUCCACAAGAAAUAACCCAGAUGCUGGCCGAAGCAGCCCCGCGCCAGCGGAAGAGGCUUCAACACAGCGCCCUGCAGAGACGCCUCGCGCAACCCGCCGCUCGCAGCUCGCAUCUAGCCCUCUCUUUUACGAAUCCUCCCCAGCUCAGUCGUCUAGCAGCCGGCGCAAUGCCCCUGCGAAUGGAGAUGUUUCGUCUCCUUUGCGGGGCAUGAGCAGCAGCCAGAACACUGCCGUAGGCCCGCCCCCUAGCUCACCGCUGCGUCAAGAUAUCGAUACUCAGUCUACUGGCGAUGGUGAUAGAACCCCCCGUGCAAGUGGAAUGGCGAGAGAGUCUUCACCCAUUCGAUACGAUCCCAGUUCUAGCCCAGGCCGGUCGGUAAGGCCGCCUCAGUCGGAUUUGCGCAGCGAGAGCAGCAGUCUUUUCGUCUCUGACCGCUCCCGCUCACGAAGAGGCGACAUUCACUCCGAGGGUCUCAGGACACCGCGCCGCCGCAUUGUGCUGGACCCUUCUGGCAGAGUUACCACCGAUGCCCCCGGCUCCGAUGCGCCUUCAUUUAGCAACCCUGACCCCAACACUUCCGAGGCAGACCGUCUUGGUGGAUUGGGCGAAAGCACAAUUUGGGGUACAACGGUGUCGAUUGAUGACACUUUUGCAUCCUUCAAAGAUUUUCUGAGGAAUUUCACAAAGAAAUACCAGAUGUACAGGGAUGGGCUGUCGGAGGCUGAUGUCCAGGCUGCCCCUGACGCCGAGUCCAAGCCGUAUUGGGAGGCUCUCGAGAACAUGCUCCUCCUAGGCACUACCAGACUGUACCUCGACAUUGCCGACCUGAACACCUACCCGCCUACUCGCAAGCUUUGGUACCACAUUCAGGCGUAUCCGCAGGAAAUCAUCCCCAUUAUGGACCAAUCUGUGCACGACUUGAUGGUUGAGUUGGCCAGAGCAGAGGGCUUGAGGCAACGUGCUUCUCAGAGCAGUGCUGGUGACGCCUCCAGGCGCAGCAACACAGCGCCCAGUUCGGAGCCUGCGUUCCCUAGCUCCGAUCACCCUGAUCAACCUUCGGACGCCCCGACUCCUCGUCAGCCUAGUGAUCUUCCUUCCAAGGAGGACGAGGUUGCUCAGAUGAUCUACAUGGUUCGGCCCUUUGGGCUUGACCAAAUUACUAACCUCCGAGAUCUGAACCCCUCGGACAUGGACAGGCUCAUUACCAUCAAGGGCCUUGUCAUUCGAACUACCCCCGUCAUUCCUGACAUGAAGGAUGCUUUUUUCCGAUGCAACGUCUGCAACCACUCCGUCAAUGUCGGUCUUGACCGAGGCAAGAUCCGCGAACCUACCGAGUGCCCCCGACCUCGUUGUGCGUCCAAGAACUCCAUGCAAAUCGUCCACAACCGUUGCUCUUUCGAAGACAAGCAAGUAAUCAAGCUACAGGAGACGCCCGACGCUGUCCCCGCAGGUCAGACGCCACACUCGGUCUCAGUUUGCGUCUAUAACGAACUGGUAGAUUUCUGCAAGGCAGGUGACCGGGUACAGCUCACUGGUAUCUUCCGAGUCAGCCCUGUGCGCGUCAACCCUCGCCAGAGAACUAUCAAGAGCGUGUAUAAGACUUAUGUUGAUGUUCUCCAUGUUCAAAAGGUUGACAAGAAGAGAAUGGGCGUUGAUCCCACUACACUUGGCAUUGAAGGUGACGAGGGUGAAACCGGCGACAACAAUAUCGAGGAGACCCGUAAGAUUACCCCCGAAGAGGAGGACAAAAUCAAGGACACUGCUGCCAGGAGCGACAUUUACGAUCUCCUCUCACGCUCGCUUGCACCUUCGAUCUACGAGAUGGACGACGUCAAGAAGGGAAUCCUUCUGCAGCUCUUUGGAGGCACCAACAAGACUUUCCAAAAGGGUGGAAGCCCUAAGUACAGAGGAGACAUUAACGUUCUGCUAUGUGGUGACCCCUCUACGUCCAAGUCUCAAUUGCUUUCUUACGUCCACAAGAUUGCCCCUCGCGGCGUUUACACCAGCGGCAAAGGUUCGUCUGCCGUCGGUUUGACUGCGUAUGUUACACGAGAUCCCGAGACCCGUCAGCUAGUCCUCGAGUCUGGUGCUCUUGUUCUGUCAGACGGUGGUGUCUGCUGUAUCGACGAGUUUGACAAGAUGUCAGAAGCAACUCGAUCUGUUCUGCACGAAGUCAUGGAGCAGCAGACAGUGUCCGUUGCUAAGGCCGGUAUUAUUACCACUUUGAAUGCUCGGACAAGUAUAUUGGCUUCUGCCAACCCCAUUGGCAGCCGUUACAACCCUGACCUGCCUGUUCCCCAAAACAUCGAUCUUCCCCCCACGCUUCUCUCUCGUUUCGACUUGGUCUACCUCAUUCUUGAUCGUGUGGACGAAAAGAGUGAUUCCCGUCUUGCUCGCCAUCUCCUCUCCUUGUAUCUGGAGGAUAAGCCUGAGUCAGCUCAUACCAAAGAGGACAUUCUCCCCGUUGAGUUCCUGACCUCCUACAUCUCCUAUGCACGCGCCAACAUCCACCCCACCAUCGCCCAAGACGCUGGACAAGAGCUGGUCGAUCAGUAUAUCGAAAUGCGUAAGCUCGGUCAAGAUGUUCGUGCCGCCGAGAAGCGUAUUACCGCCACCACGAGACAGCUCGAGUCGAUGAUUCGCCUCUCCGAAGCUCACGCCAAGAUGCGUCUGUCUGACACCGUCACCCGGGACGAUGUGAAGGAAGCCGCCCGUCUCAUCCGCUCCGCCCUGAAGACUGCCGCCACGGACGCUCAGGGCCGCAUUGACAUGAGUCUGCUGACGGAGGGUACGAGCGCUGCUGACCGCCGCAAGAAGGAGGAAAUCAAGGAUGCUGUUCUCCACCUUCUUGACGAGCUCACCAGCGGCGGCCAGACGGUCAGGUGGAGCGAAGUUGCGAGACGGCUUAGUGAGGCGGCAAGCAUACCCGUCGAACAGGCCGACUUCAAUGAGACGAUGCGUACGUUGGAGAUGGAAGGCCUAAUCAUGAUCAGCGGUGAGGGCGCAAGAAGGAGUGUUAGGAGAGUAACGUCUGUGUAA